Messenger RNA from Telopea speciosissima, 2020 nucleotides. RefSeq lists its product as uncharacterized. The transcript has 9 exons. The record is from RefSeq and is a predicted model, not a curated record. Lineage: Eukaryota; Viridiplantae; Streptophyta; Magnoliopsida; Proteales; Proteaceae. The coding region runs from base 231 to 1802 and encodes 523 amino acids.
CUUUACUGGGGUUCCGCCAUCUUUUUCUCUUCACCCCCAUCUAAAACUCUUGGUCUUCGUAGAAUUUAUUAGCUCUGUAAUGCAGAUUAAUUUUGGAAAUGGAAGUUUGGUUAAGUUAUUGGUGAUGAAUUUCAGUUCUUUUUCAGUAACUGAGUUGGGUCCAUGCUGUUUCUAGUCGUCGUUGGCAAGAGGAUGCAUUGAUCAAGGGAGUGGAGCUUACUGUUUAUUGAAUGGCAGAAUCUGCCGUGUCACCAUCAUAUGCCAAACUACAUUUGUGCAGAAGUGUCCUCAAGAGGAGCACCUUCAUACCUAGGAAUGCAUUUAGCGGAAUAGGCCAAAGAAAACAUUCAUAUGGGGUACAGAAACUUUUUGUUCAACUAUCAUCAUGCGAAUCAUGGGAACUCGGUGCACCUAUAGCCAAUAUCUCAAGACGAAGCCAGCGUUUUAGGGAGUUUUCCUUAAGGCACUGUUUCUUGGGGAGUUUGGCAAAUCCAGAGAAUGCAAUGCCCUUGGAGUGGGUGCCCAUUGUUGAUCAAGUACUUUUGAUGGCUAGUUUAGUCCUUGCAUAUAUGGCUGGGGUGGUACCGACUGAGAAGGCUAAUUUCAGUAAUAGAAGUAGCAAUGCAGGAAAUACUGUGGUCCCUGCAAACUCUACCUCUUCUGGUAGUGCAGCGAAGAAUGAUCAAAGAGUCAACUCAGAGUCUGCUUGGGAUGAAGUGAAAUCGAAAUUAAUCGGUGCUCUGAAUGCUAUUGAACAUGACGAUAAUUCAGAUAACAGAGCUGUUGAAUAUGAAAAGUGCAGCCCAAAGCGUCCUUUAAGUUUAUAUGCUGUUGAUGAGGGUCCUCGGUUGCGUUUGCUUUGGGCUACUUUACAGCAACUUGAGAAAGAGGUCAAUAAUAUCUCAGGGAAAUGUGCAAUCAUUAAUAGAAAUGAUUGGUUGGAAGUUUUAUCUGACAUUUUUCAAAAGUCCAGUCAACCAAUAUGCCUGAAAUGGCUUGAAGAUGAGCUUUACUUGGAAGGCAGGAACCCUGACAAGGCUCUUCUUUCUGUAAUGUUUGAGAAGUUGAAAGAUGAUGGAACUAUUUUACAGAACAUAAAAAAGUCCGGCAAGGAGGAUCUCUAUGCGGAUGUACUAUUGUUUCUUAGAUUUGGUUGUCGCAGGGGAGUUUGCUGUUAUGACUAUAAAUUGUUGACUGAACAUGGGAUUGACAUAUUAGAAGAUCUGGUGCUUACUUUGGCAGAUGGAAUUGCAAGCAUUUAUUUAGAGCUUAUUUCUGUUGACAGUAACUUGUCCAGUGAAAUGAAUAGCUUGGGUUUGACUAUGUGCUCUUUGUCAACCCGAUCACUUCAAAGAUUACGGAAUGAGGUUUGGCCACAGGUGGCAUUGAACCAGUGGCUUCAUCAAAACAUGGAAUCCAUUGUAUUGAUGUAUGAGGACCGCUUUGAGUUGUGCACUCUUCAGGUUCAGUUCCUCAAGGAGCAUAAGAAGAGUGGGACGGAAAAAUUAUACUGGUGGAAGAAGCUAGGUCUUGGAAAAUCUAAGCCAACUUUAUCCCCAUUAUGUUAUGUUGUCAUCAGUCAAUUGUCCAUCUCCCUGAAGAGGACCAAGGAGCUAAGAGCCUUGACUGGGUGGAGAUACUAUUUCAGCUUAUUUCUUGAGUUCUCCGAUAUUACAAUGCCCAUAGUUAAAGUCAUUUUUGCUAAGAUCAGCAGUGCUAUCUCUUUCUUUCUUGUUUCCUUGAUUGGGAGGUCCUUAGGAUUAAUCUACACUGGGAUAAGGCAAUCCCUGGGAUGGCGGUGAGAUCUAGUACCCUAUUUUUGGCUUGCUCUCCUUUUACUUCCAUUCUAUCUUCUCACAUUUUUAUUUUUUCAUUAUGUUUUGCAUUAUUCAGUUUGAAGGUUUAAUAUGUAACAUUAUCAGAGUGAGAUGUUCAUUUGAAAUUUUCUUCUCCCUAACUUUUACUUGCUGGCUCUUUUAGUUUUACAUCAUUAAUUUACAGAUUGGCCCAUUUAUUUGGU